Messenger RNA from Molossus molossus (Pallas's mastiff bat), 1288 nucleotides. RefSeq names its product potassium two pore domain channel subfamily K member 7 (gene KCNK7). NCBI's taxonomy places the organism in Eukaryota, Metazoa, Chordata, Mammalia, Chiroptera, Molossidae. Gene Ontology annotation, molecular function: potassium ion leak channel activity. Gene Ontology annotation, cellular component: membrane. The record is from RefSeq and is a predicted model, not a curated record. Gene Ontology annotation, biological process: potassium ion transmembrane transport; stabilization of membrane potential. The transcript is spliced from 2 exons. The coding region runs from base 18 to 1172 and encodes 384 amino acids.
CUCCCAGACAGCACACCAUGGGGGGUCUGAGGCCCUGGGCCCGAUAUGGGCUGCUGAUUGUGGCCCACCUGCUGGCUCUGGGGCUUGGGGCUGUGGUGCUCCAGGCCCUGGAGGGACCUCCAGCACUCCAGCUUCAGGCCAAGCUCAGGGCUGAGCUGGCCACUUUCCAGGCGGAGUAUGGGGCAUGCCUGCCAACCGGGGCACUGGAGGAGCUGCUGGGCACCGCCCUGGCAGCCCAGGCCCAUGGGGUCUCCAGCCUGCGCAAUGGCUCAGAGACUGGGAACUGGGAUCUGCCCUCAGCCCUGCUCUUCACUGCCAGCCUCCUCACCACCACGGGUUAUGGCCACAUGGCUCCACUAUCAGCAGGUGGAAAGGCUUUCUGUGUGGUCUACGUGGCCCUGGGGCUGCCAGCUUCCCUAGCCCUUGUGGCCAUACUGCGCCAGUGCCUGCUGCCUCUGCUCAGCUGCCCGGUUACCUGGGUAGCUGUCCGCUGGCAACUGGCCCCAGCCAGGGCUGCGCUGCUGCAGGCAGUUGGACUGGGCCUGCUAGUGGCUGGUACCUUCAUGCUGCUGCCAGCACUGCUGCUGUGGGGUCUGCAGAGCAACUGCAGCCUGCUGGAGGCCAUCUACUUCUGCUUCGGCUCACUCAGCACCAUCGGCCUGGGGGACCUGCUGCCUGGUCAUGGCCGUGACCUGAAUCCAGUGCUUUACCAUCUUGGCGAGAUUGCACUUCUUGGUGAGUCCAGCUGCCAAGGAGCACCAGUGGGAGGAGAGGAGGGAAAAGAAGCCUGGACUCCCAUUAACCACUGGGGGAGGCUAAGCCUCACAGGUGGAGGGAAUAUAGUUGGAAGAACUCAGAUGGCAGAGAACUGUGAAUGGCAUCAGGUGCCAGGGUGGGUCAACAGGCUGGGAGGUGGGCAGAGAGCAUCAGCACCCCAAAGCUGCCCUAGCAACCUUUCCUCCCCAGGUUACUUGCUCCUGGGGCUCCUGGCUAUGCUGCUGGCAGUGGAGACGUUCUCAGAACUGCCACAGGUCCGUGCCUUGGUGAAGUUCUUCGGGUCCAGUGGGCCUUUGACUGCUGAGGACCAAGGUGGCAUGCUAGGCCAGGAUGAACUGGCUCUGAACACCCUGACCCCCUCAACUGCAGCCCCAGAACAGGCCCCAGCUUGCUGACAGGUGUCAGGUGGUGGAGUUAACUCCUUUCAGGUGAAGAAACCCAAGAGGACGCCUCUAGAGAUGGGAGGGGAGGGGUGGAUGUAAGGACCUCAGAGAGUAAAAUGUUAAUAAAA